AUGUCUCGUCGCGACCCUAAAGUGCAAUUUGACAAUGACGAUUAUACGGUCGGCUGGAUUUGUGCCAUAACGACCGAGCACGUUGCCGCACGAGCUUUCUUUGAUGAAGAGCACGAGUCGCCGCAAUCUGUGUCCCCACACGAUGAUAACAACUAUAUACUAGGCAGGAUUGGGAAACAUAAUAUUGUCCUCGCCAGUUUGCCCCAUGGUGAAUACGGCCUGUCUUCAGCAGCAAGUGUGGCGAGAGACAUGCUACAUAGCUUCCCAAAUAUUCGAAUUGGCCUAAUGGUUGGUAUUGGAGGGGGAGCUCCAAGCAAAAAUCACGAUAUCCGCUUAGGUGACGUGGUUGUCAGUGACCCCCGCAAUGGAGAGGGUGGUGUUUUUCAAUAUGACUUUGGCAAAACAGUACAGGAACAAAGCUUUUAUCCGACUGGGCAUCUAAACCAGCCGCCCCCAAUACUAAGAGUUGAGGCCCUGAAAAAGAUGGACGUGCUCUCUGAUAUAUCAGAAGGGCUCGCGGGCAUUGUUCUUAGGCAAAACGGUGAAUACCGCAAUGAUGUUCUUAAAUGGCUUACUCCGACCGACUAUGCUUCCCAACAGCAUGACCAUUUUUGCAGUCGGCAACCUGGAACGGGAGAAUGGUUUCUAAACUCAAAAGAGUACCAGAACUGGUUGGAUACAGCAGCGGAAGUCCUUCUUUGCGAGGGGAUUCCAGGAGCGGGAAAAACUAUCCUGACGUCAAUCGUGAUCGAUCAACUUACUACCAAAUUUCACCAUGAUCGCGAAACUCUGAACACUGGAAUUGCGUACAUUUAUUUGAGCUACCACCAGAAUUAUGAGAAAGCAGACAAUUUGCUUUUGAGCCUAUUAAGACAGUUAGCGCAGAUACGAUUAUCGCUGCCUAACUGCAUCACCGCCCUUUAUGAGCAGCAUAAAGACAAGGGAACUCGACCAUCAUUGGAGGCAGUCUCAUCGGCUCUGCAAUCCGUGAUCAGUACUUACUCUAGAACUCUUAUUGUCAUAGAUGCACUUGAUGAAUGUGCAGAUAUCAAUGGCUGCCGGUCGAAAUUUCUAGCAGAGAUUCUCAGCCUGCGUAUGAAGUCCGCGGUGAACAUAUUUGCCACUACGAGGCACAAUACGGAGAUUGCCAAACAGUUUGAAGGCAGCACUUUUCUCAAGAUUUCCGCUAGAGGAGAAGAUGUGCGUAGAUAUCUGGAUGAUCAUAUGAAACGACUACCAAACUUCGUCUGUGAGGAUGCAGAACUGAAAAGUGAGGUUCAAGGGACAAUCAUUGACUCGGUGCAGGGAAUGUUCCUUCUUGCUAAACUCUAUCUUGACUCGCUGGCCCAUAAAUAUACGGAAAAGGCUGUUCGUGAUACCCUUUCGAAGCUAUCGACUGGAUCAGAAAAAUAUGAGCAUGCUUAUAAAGACGCAAUGGAGCGAAUCGAAAUCCAGCCCCUGGCAAAGAAGGAGCUGGCAAGACGGGUUCUAUCUUGGAUUAUCUUUGCCAAAAGACAACUUUCACCAACCGAGCUCGUGCAUGCUCUUGCAGUGGAGUAUGGGCAUGUCGAACUCGAUAACCGGAACUUUAUCAAUGUUGAUGACGUUGUUUUAGCUUGCGAAAGCUUAGUUACCGUUGACAAAGAAACUGAAGUCAUUCGAUUAGUCCAUUACACAGCACAAGACUACUUUGAGCAGACGCGGAUGAAGUGGUUUCCUACUGCAGAGGUAGAAAUUACGAGGACUUGCGCUACUUAUCUAUCUUUUCGUAACUUUGACAGUGGGCUUUGCGCCAAUGAUACUGUCUUUGAAAAGCGACUAUCAGAAAAUCCAUUUUAUAGUUAUGCUGCUCAUUUUUGGGGCCAUCAUGCUCGGAAUGUCUCGCCGCUACCACAGGAAGUCACAGCUUUCCUUGUAUGUACAAAAAAGGUACAAGCCUCAAGCCAAGCUUUAAUGGCCGUCAAGCCGACAUGGAGAAAUUCAGAUUACAGUCAACAUGUCCCUAAAACCAUCACCGGACUACACCUGGCGGCGUAUUUUGGAAUUGAAAAAGUAUUGGAGAAUCUCCUUGGUGAACAAGGAUCAGACCCAGAUAUGAGCGAUGAUUUUGGUCGAACGCCAAUUUCAUAUGCCGCUGGCAAUGGAUACGAAACAGUAGCCAAACAGCUACUUGAUACAUUUGCAAUCAAUUCCGACUCUACAGAUAACGAUGGCCAGACGCCAUUGAUGUGGGCUGCCAAAGAAGGGCAUAGUACAGUUGUUGAGCUCUUACUUGUCACCGGCAGAGGCGACUCCAAUGCUAGAGACCGCUACAGUCAGACAUCACUGUUACUUGCGGCCAAGAACGGACAAAAAGCGGCAACCAAGUUACUCAUCGAGAAUCACGCGAAUCUUAAUGCGAGAGACAAUUUCGGUCAGACACCGUUAUGGUGGGCGGUCCGAAAUGGAGAUAUUCCUAUCAUGGAACUGCUUCUCGCGAAAGAUGGUGUUGACAUUAACACGAAAAACCGCUAUGAUCAAUCGCCUUUGUGGUGGGCAGCACGAAAUGGUGAUGGGGCGGCUGUGAAUUUACUCCUUACGCAAGAUGGGAUUGACAUCAACACUAAGAAUAAAAGUGGUCAGACGCCGUUGGGAGCAGCUGCACAAAAAGGCUACGAGGCAGUGGUCAGUAUGCUACUCGCCAAAAAAGACAUAGAAGUCGGUAUCGCAGACGAAUAUGGCCGUACACCGUUGCUUUGGGCUGCCAGACGCGGACAUGUUGCGGUAGUUGGGCUCCUGUACAACAAAGUCGGUGCUGGUAUCAAUGUAAUGGAUAAGACUGGAAAGACGCCAUUACUCUCGGCUGCUGAGAACGGCCAUACGGACGCAGUAAGGUUGUUACUUACUGCCAUCGAUGUCAAUGUUAAUGUUCAGGAUCGCAAUGAUCAAUCAGCACUAUUGCACUCAGCCAUUCGCGGGCACGAUGCUAUCGCCAAAGAGCUUCUUACUAUAGAAGGCAUUGAAAUCAACGUUGAAGACGCCUAUCAUCAAACUCCUCUUCUUUACGCAGUCAAGAAAGAGCACGAGGGAAUAGUCAAGAUGCUUCUCGAUAAAGAAGGCAUUGAUGUAAAUGCUGUCGAUCGACAUGGCCAAACGCCACUAUGGUGGGCAGCUUCGAAUGGAAACAAAAUCCUCUUCCAACUCAUUCAUACUCAGAAUGGCGUUGAUAUCAAUGCUAAGAAUACAUCUGGCCAGACGCCGUUACUGUGGGCAGCUCGCAAUGGAAAUGAAGCCACGGUGAAAUUCUUACUCAACGUGCCUGGCAUCGAUAUUAAUACUAAGGAUAGAGAAAAUCUGACGCCUCUCUGGUGGGCAGUUAAGAAAGUAUAUAAGGAAGUGGCUCGGCUGCUCCUUGCUACCAACAAUAUUGAAGUCAAUUCAAGGGACAAAGACGGCCAGACGCCACUGCUAUAUGCAACUAAGCAGGGACACAAGAAAAUGGUGGAACUGUUACUUAACAAGGCCAAUAUCGAUGUUAAUUCUACGGAUAAAAACGGACAUACUUCAUUAGCGCUGGCUUUGCGGUACUCUCAAGGGGAUGCCUCCUUAGUCGACAGCGAGGAAACAGAGAGUGGGAAGAGUCGAGGCUAUAACAGCGGCCACAUAUUGCCCCCAGCCCAUGAUAACACAAGCAGUACAAAGGAGGGGGAUUCAACAUUAUUACCAUGGGAAGCAAAGAAACGGUAUGAAGAUAUCGCCAAAUUACUUCUAGCUAAAGAUGGGAUUGAUGUCAAUAUCAGAGAUAAUUACGGCCAAUCAGUUUUGUUAUGGGCAGCAAAAAAUGGUUAUGAUACUUCGAUCGAUCUCCUAGUGAAAUCUGAUGGUAUCGAUAUCAAUGCGAAAGAUGAUCUAAACAAUUCUGCGCUAUCAUUGGCAGUUGCGAAGGGGCAUACAGCAGUAGUCAAACUAUUGCUGAGUCAUAUCAACCUUGAUGUUGUCAAUGAAGAUGGGAAUGGUCACACUCCCCUAUGGUUGGCUGUUGAGACUGGGAACGAAACAGUAGUUGAGUUACUACUUGAAGGCACGACAAAGCAUCGAGAGAGUAUCAACUACGGCCUUUUAAAGAAGGCCGCAAGUGAGAGAAAAGUGCGAAUUUUUGAGCUGCUUACGGCUCAGGAAGGAGUUGAUCUCAACGAAAAGGAUGUAUACGGUGAUACGCUGCUAUCAUGGGCCGUAGGGAUUGGGCAUGAAGAGACGGUGAAAUUGCUUCUUGCCAGGACUGAUAUUGAUGUCAAUGCCAAAGACACGCGUGGCGGGACGCCACUUUGGCGCGCUGUUGAUGGCAACAACAUAUCUAUAUUCAAGUUACUUCUGAAUAAAGAAAAUGUUGACAUUAACGCUAGAAAUUAUUUGGGCGUAUCGCCGCUCUUACUGGCCGUACGGAAUCAUCAACCACGCGUAUUAGACUCUCGUGGUUGGCGGGAUCGGUCACCAGAUGGGCAUCAUGAAAACACCAAAGGCCAUCGAAGCUGGUCGCCGCCCCCAUCGACGGUGUCUUCUUCCCUACCAACUGUCGAUAUGGAUGACGGAGAUUAUCCAUUAAACGUGAAAAAUCACAUAUACGAUACCAUAAUGCCGGGCCCGCUAGUGUCAUACGGCAGCCGAAGGCCUUCAAGCGAGAGGGACAUUCGGUAUUUUGACACGUAUACGAACAAACAUGGAGAAUAUCCGGACAAAACUGUAUCUCCCAUAGAGAGAGAUAACUGCAAGGACAUUAUUGAGCUACUAUUGGCUAGAGGAGAUGUUGGCAUUAAUACCGAAGACUGUGAGGGUAAUACGCCUCUCUCAGCUGCAGUAUGGAAUGAAGAUGCAGACAUAGUAAAGCUUUUGCUUUGCAAACGAGAUAUCAACGUCAACAAAAAGGGCAGUAACAGCUACACACCAAUAAUGGAUGCGAUACUCAAGAAUAAUAUGACAAUUAUAAGAUUAUUGCUCGGCUCUACCCAAGUCAAUGUCGACUCUGAGAGCCCUACUGGCUGGACACCGGUACGGCGUGCCAUACAUAAAGCAAAUUGGGAAUUACUCCACCUACUCAUUGGACACGGGGCCCAAGUCAAUUCCAGAGAUAGGUCAGGUAAACCGCUCUUAGCAUGGGUUGCCGAAAAUGAUGAAGGAAAGGCAGCUAGUAUCCUGCUUGCUGUCAAUGGCAUUGAUGUAAACAGCAGAGACCGCAAGAACCGAACGCCACUUUUUUACGCGGCUGAAAAUGGACAUGAGUCUGUUGUAGAAAAAUUACUCGAAAGCCAUGAUAUUGAUAUUAAUGGACAAGAUCGGCUUGAACAGGCCCCGGAAGCAAGAGUCAACGCUAGUGCUCAAGUUGAUGAAGAGUACAAUAUGGGCGGUCAAACUGCCUUGUCGGUGGCGGCUAGAAGGGAGCAUAAUGGAGUUGUCAAGCAGAUAAUUGCUUCAGAGAGCGUCGACGUUAAUUUAAGGGAUGAUAAUGGCCAGACAGCUCUAUGGAAUGCGGCUUCAAUGAAUUUAAAAUCUACAGUUGGGCUGUUACUCGCCCACGAAGACAUCGAUAUCAACAUAAAAGACAAUUCGGGCAAAACACCGCUACUGCGUGCAACUGAACUUGGAUUCAACGAAGUAGUCAAACUACUUCUUGCUGCAGAUGGAAUUGAUUUUAUGGCUAAAGAUGACAAAGGACGGAAUCCGCUAGGAACGGCAGUUUUCACUAACAAUGAAAUGGUGGUCAAGCUGAUUCUUGCCAAGGGUAUCCGAGACAUCAACGCUAAAGAUGCCAAGGGAAGAACCAUACUAUUCCUUGCUGCUGAGGUAGGGACACCUGAGAUAUUCCAGCUAUUCCUCUCGCGAGAUGACAUCGACAUUAAUGCUCAAGAUAAUAACCGCGAUACACCACUGACUAUAGCUGCAUAUUUUGGAAAUUUGCCGAUAGUCCGAUUGCUCCUGGGCCAGAAUAAUAUCGACGUUACUUCUAAAACUAUUUAUAACCAAACGGCUUUAUACUUAGCUUCGGAAAGGGGGCACUUUGAGAUAGUUCAACUGCUGCUUAGCAAAACCAAUACCAAUAUCAACUCUGCGGGUUUUGACGGCCGAACGCCAUUACAUUCAGCAAUCUUUAAGAGGCACAUGAGCGUCGUUAAACUCCUUCUCAGCCACGAAAACGUUAAUGUUCACUCUAAAUCCGAUGCCGGUUGGACGCCAUUGCAUACUGCCGCGGAAAAUGGUAAUCUACAAGUAGUUCAACUUCUACUUGGGUACAAAAGCACCAAAAUCAAUGACAAAAACGAACAAGAAUGUACGCCGCUACAUGUUGCCUCAGCGCAUGGUCAGGAACCAGUAGUUCAACUACUUCUCAACCAACAAGACAUCGAACUUGAUGCUAAGGACUAUGAAGGUUAUACGCCUUUGAAUUUAGCCAUAGAUGGUGGGAGAUUCAGAAUUACAAGGCUUCUUCUUGAGUCUGGCGCCGAUAUAGAAGCUAAAACCCAUGCCGGCCAUACACCACUACAUAAUGCUUCAAUCUCUGGCCGUUUCAAAAUAGUUAAACUUCUUCUUGAGCAUGGAGCGGAUCGAAAAAUUGCGGAUAAUGACGGUCGGACAGCCAUGGAUCUUGCCUUGCGAAAUGGACACAGCGUAGUGGCUGGCCUACUUUCUCAAUAAUCGGGGUUGGGGAAGCUGUUUGCAUUAGCACUGGGGCCGAAAACAUUGAGUG
This is a messenger RNA of Trichoderma atroviride IMI 206040, 6718 nucleotides long. Lineage: Eukaryota; Fungi; Ascomycota; Sordariomycetes; Hypocreales; Hypocreaceae. The record is from RefSeq and is a predicted model, not a curated record.